Molecule: messenger RNA, 462 nt
Organism: Parnassius mnemosyne (clouded apollo)
Lineage: Eukaryota; Metazoa; Arthropoda; Insecta; Lepidoptera; Papilionidae
Source: the annotation of a GenBank genome assembly
AUGGCUGAACCACGUGAAAGAACCUUUAUUAUGAUCAAACCUGAUGGUGUGCAACGUGGCCUAGUUGGUACAAUAAUUGAACGAUUUGAGAAAAAAGGUUUCAAGUUAGUGGCUCUUAAAUUUAUGUGGCCAUCUGAAGAACUUCUACAGAAGCAUUACAGUGACCUGUCUUCUAGACCUUUCUUCCCUGGACUUGUAAAGUACAUGAGUUCUGGUCCAGUAGUACCAAUGGUAUGGGAAGGACUUAACGUGGUAAAAACUGGUCGUCAAAUGUUGGGUGCAACUAACCCGGCAGAUUCUCAGCCUGGCACUAUUCGUGGUGAUCUCUGCAUCCAAGUUGGUCGCAAUAUUAUUCACGGCUCCGACUCAGUUGAAGCAGCUAACAAAGAAAUCGCUUUAUGGUUUACUGAAAAAGAACUCGUCGGAUGGACACCGGCAGCCGAGAACUGGGUUUAUGAGUAA